Tetrahymena thermophila SB210 is the source of this 4110-nucleotide messenger RNA. RefSeq lists its product as hypothetical. The record is from RefSeq and is a predicted model, not a curated record. The transcript is spliced from 5 exons. Lineage: Eukaryota; Ciliophora; Oligohymenophorea; Hymenostomatida; Tetrahymenidae.
AUGCUCAAUUCAGAAGGUUUUAUAACUGGAGAUGAUGAUGGAAAAAUACGUGCAUGGAUCAUCGGCUUUAACAGCGUCCCAGCUUAACCAGAAUAGCUUGAUAUCAUAGAAGAACUUACUGAGCACUCAGAAAAAUCUAAUAUGCUAAGUCACAGGUCAUAAUAAUCCUUACAUAAUUUUCAAACAAACUCUUCUUAAUAAAUUGACCAUAAUGGAUAUCACUCUCGUCCCUCUAUAUCUUCAAAUCAUGACAAUAGCGAAUAAUUUAUUUCUCCAAAAAAUGAAGAUAGAUAGAAAGCUAUUGUCUUUCCUAAAGAUUAAAAUGAUCACUCAGAAACAGAUAAUCAAGCUCAAAAAUCUCGAAAGGAAUAGAUUUUAAGAGAUGUCAAAAGUAGCUUCAAGAAAAAUAGUCAAAAUUUAAUAGAAAAUUAAUCUAUUAAAGCUCAUUUACAAAACAAUAAAAAUGACUAGAUCCUCAUAUAAGACACACUUGAUGAUAAAAAUUAUUAUCCAGAAAGCGAUAAAAAUGAAGUAUUCGAAGAUGAUAAUUUAGACAGUGAAGCAGAAAGAAAGAACAAGAGCGAAAUCCUCAUUAGAAACUAAAUGAUAGACCUAUCUCCUCAGGCUAUUCAUUCUAAUGAAUAAAAAAGAACAAACUGCAAUCACUUAGACAGACAAAUUGAAUUCUUAAAAACUUAAGACGACUCUGCCUGUUGCAAUCAAGAUUCUUAUUACUAGCAGUACUAAAACAAUUCUGAGCAGAACCUAAAUAGCUAAGAGUAAUUUGAGUAAUUGAUUGAUCAAAACAAUUAACAAAUAAUUAAUCAACAAAACGUAAGUCUGUCUCCUAAAGAUAACUUUUCUUAAGAUUAACAAAAAUCUCCAAUCAAUCAAAAUUCUAAAAAUAAAGUAGAAAACUUUACUUCUUAGCAGAAGAAUUAAAAUGUAGUAGUUAAUAACAAUGUACCAGAAACAAUAUCUCCUCCUAUUAACAACAAUAAAGUAAUCAAUUUAAAUCUACCACCUAGUCUGCUAAAGUAGAUAGAUUACAGUAAUACUUUUGGUUAAAAACCAAUCUCUACACAGAAAAAUGAACAAAAUGAUAAUGAAUUAGAGGGUGAAAGCCUGCCCAUAUAAUAAACUUUGAAUUUAUUCACCCAAAAAAACCAUUAAGAAUAAUUAUAACUUGCACCUCAAGUAUUGAAUCACUAGUCCAAUUCAUAGAUUUCUUAAAAAUCAGAAGAUAAAAAUAUUUUCACAUAGACAGUGAGUAGAUUAAUAAACACUGAUAACUAAUAAUUACAGAAUAACAGUGAUGUACCUGCUCAUAGAAGACUUCUAUCAAACACUACUCAUUAAUCAGAAGAUAAUUCUUUUGAAAAUAUAAAUUUUUAAACAAAUUAAAUAGAUUCAGCUCAUAAAAGUAAAUAAAGAAUUGUAGAUAGAAAAGAUUCUAAUGAAAUCAAAGAAGACUAUUAAAUAGUCAACAAUGACCAAAGCAAUUCAAAAGUUGGUGGAUUUUCUUCUUCAUCUUCAAGCAACCAAAAAUAUAGCUAAGAUGAAUCUGCUAAAUAAAUGAUGGCAGGAUCAGGAAAAUUUAACUCAUUCAAGCUUAAUAAUUUGCCAUCUGUCCUGAGCAAUCACAUCGAUGAAAGUGACGAAUCAAUAGUUAUAAGUUAGGUUGGACAAGAAAUAAAAAAUCAAUAAAAGAUUAAUGCCACAAAUUCUUAGCAUAAAAUUAGAGAUAUGAAAGAGCCAGAACAUAACUUUGAGUAGCUAACAAAAAUGUUAAAUAGCUAAGAAAAUAGUAAGAAAAACGAAAAAAUAGUCACAGAUUUGCAGAAAUAAGUCUAAAAUUUUACUCAUCACAAUAAUUUAUUGUAAAGGAAAAUCGACGAACUAUUAAAUUUAAAUACAAAGCUUCAAAAUGAUAAGCAAGAUUCCUUAAAAGAGUGCGAGGAUCUUAAGUAAGAGAUCUAAGAAAUUAAAAAAAAAUAGCCUAAAAAUGAAGAAUAAGAGAGAAUUAAAGACAUGUAUAUUGAAUUAAAGAAUAAGUUAAUGAUGAUAGAUAAAGUUAAAUAAGAUAUUGUAAAGCAUCAAAACGUUCCUCUUCUUUAAAAGAAAAUAGAAGAUCAGCAAAAGUAAAUUUUAGAUUUAAGAGAAUAAAACCAAUAGCACCAGAAGAUAAAUGAGUUAUUUAAAGAAGAUUUAAUUAAAAAUACUGAGGAAUCUAAAUUGUUAAAAGAGAGAAUACAAUAAUAAUUAUAGGAAAUUUAGAAAUUAAAGCACUUAGAGAUUUAAACAAAAAAGAGGACUGAUUAGCUUACAGAGGAGAACUCUCAAUUUGCAACUUUACUAAAAGAAAAAGAUAAUGUCAUUGAGAAUUUGACUUAGUAACUCAAGUAGAGAGAUUAAAUUAACUUCAAGUUAACACCUUCUGCGAGCAGUGUCAAUAAGGAUAACAUGAAAAAUAAUAAUUAUAGUUCUCCAUAGGCAUAAAAUCUAGCAACUAAGGAGGUUUUAAUCGAUAAAAUAUUGUAAUUGAAUUCUGAGAAUGAUAAACUAAAAAAUAAAAUACAAGGUCUUGAGAAAUAAAUUUAAAUAUUAACAAAAUAAGUAAACCAAUAUGAGCUAGUUAUUAAAAAGAAUGAAAUUGAUUUUAAGGAUUAAAAUUAACCGAAGGAAAUAUCAAUAGCAAUCUAAAAAUAGAAAUAAGAAAUAAAUACAAAUACAAAUACAAGCGAUCAAGGUAGUCAUCGUAAAGCAUAAAGUUACUUUGAUUUUAAACAAUCUCAGGAAAAUAACAAUAAACAUUAUGAAAUGACUAUUAACUUGAAAAGAAAGCAAAAUGAGCUAAAUGACAUUCACAAUUUAAAACCUGAAUUAAACACAAUAGAAAAUAUUUAAAAUUAAUCAACUAAAAAUUAUUUCUUUGAGGAUAGAGUUCAAAAGUCUCCGAAUUAUUAAAAUGAAAGAAGCACAUAUUCUAAAUCUAAUUUAUCAAUGGAUUUAGGAAAUUUAUUCUAGAACAAUUAACAUAAAUAGGUUGAUCUAUUUGAUGCAAGCAAGACUACUUAGCAGAAUAAAAAAAUAAGUUUAGAGCAAUAAUUGCAUGAAAUAACUAACAAACAACCUUUUUAUACCCCCAACAAAUCAACCAGUGUAAGUCUGUCCUAAAAUAUAACUAACAACAGUUUUAGUAAUAACAGAUUAUAAAACACAAGUAAUAGCAAUAAUAAUAAUAACAACAACUAUAUCUUGAAUAAUAGCUCUUUAAACAACAUAUCUUUAACUCCUAGAGCACUUGGACAAACUUAAGACUCUUUUACAUAUUAUCAGACUAACACAUCUACCAAAUUUUUAUAGAUUCCUAGUUAAAAUAAAUUUAACUAAUAGUAAUAGCUGCAAUAAUAUGAAAGACAAUCACUUAGUCCUUCACCUCAAAAAACAGCUAACCCUAACUUCUCGCAAACAAAAGUUACCUAAAAUAAUUUAUCUAUAAAUAGCCCAUAACAGAACUCAAAUUUCUUUAACACAGUUGGUGAUAAUUCUAGAAUUUCAAACCCUACUACUCCAUAAAGAACUAUAACAAAUUUAAUCAAAAGCAACUAACCUUAUUAGCAAUAAUAAAUUAUAUCACCUCAACCAUAUAUAAAAACAAUAAUUCAAAAUCCUAAUAACUAUCAGCAAUAAAGCUAGCAAAUUCAAAAAAAACCAAUAUUUGAUUAAAGUCCAUAAAGCAGAACUCAUUACGGAGUAAUAAAAACAUAAAACUCAGAUGAAUAAUAAAAUUUAGUGAUAGCAAAUGUGACUCCAUACAAUGAUCUAAAAACUUCAGGAAUGAAUUCAUUUAGACCAUAAGAUAAAGAAUAAGACGUUAACAGUUAGUAUUACUUACAAAAUAUACAAAAAAGAAGAUUGGAGGACCAAACGAAACCAAAAUAAAGAAGGCUUAUAUUCUCUAACAGCAGCUUAACACCACCUCGAAAUUCGCUAAAUACUUCUAUGUAGUCAAUGGGCAACAACAUGAUAAGCAAUAAUUUAAAUGUAAAUAGCAGUUAUACAACUCCAUACCCUACAUAUGAUGCCUAUCAACACACUAAUCGUUGA